GGCACCGACGAAACAAGUGCGCCUCUCCGUUAGUGUGCACUGAUGGUGUACUUGGUCUUGUGCGGCUCUGCAGGCAAAUCUGGCCUUUUUCAUUUGUUUACGUCCUGCGAACGCAGUGGUGACACCGUGACAGAGAUGGAGGAAGAGGAGUGACUGCUCCGGUCUAUAAUGCAAUAAUCGCAGACAGGCGAUGCCUCAGUUCUCCUAACAGGAUAGCGGAACUGUCCGCUCUCUCGCGCGCAAUAAUUAUGAACCGACUCUAUUAUUUUCCUCUCCUGCUGCUCGGCGAGUUUCAUCUUGUUCAGAAUAAAGACUUACAGGAAACACCGACUCUCGGCUCGCCUAAAAGCCCUAGACUCCUGAUCACAGGUUUAACCAAAGGUGGACAUGUGUAUGACGCAUAUCAGAACCACAGCGUCUUCUCAUAUCAGGAGGAUUCAGACGAACUGUAUGUUGGUGGGACUGACUUUGUUUUAAAACUGGAUGUGAACGAAUUUCACAUCUUAGAGGAAUAUCCACUGAAGACCACAGAGCAGCAUGAAUGUCAUGAAGGCUCUUGUACAAAUGAAAUCACCGUAAUCGAGAAGUUUCAGGACAGCGUUUUUGUCUGUGGAACAAAUGGACUCAAUCCAAAGUGCUGGGAGCUUUUCCCUUCUGUAAGUAACCAGUCUUAUGAAAUAGUGGAGAGCUAUGAGGGGACCGGCAUCUCCCCAUUUGUCUACACGCAAAACUCCUUGUCACUCGCAGUUGAUGGAGACCUGUAUGCAGCAGCACCUUUGGAUGUUGAGGGAAGCUCACUACAGUUCAGGAGAAAAGCAGGCAGCAGAACAAACGUUUGGAUGUAUGACAGCUGGGUCUCAGAGCCCACAUUCAUCUCUGCAUCCUGGGUAAAGCGCGAGGAUGACCCUGAUAAUGAAAAAAUCUACAUAUUUUUUCGUGAGAAGAACUCCGACCACAGCCCAGAAGCUGAUCCCUGGAUUUCUAGAGUGGCCAGAGUGUGUAAGGUGGAUGAAGGUGGAUCAAAAAGAUUCUUCCAGAAUACUUGGACCUCUUUCCUCAAGGCUCGGCUUGUCUGUGGAUUUCCAGACGAGUCGCUGUACUUUAACCGUCUCCAAGACAUCUUUGUGAUGCAUGCUGAGGAUUGGCGUGACACCAAAGUCUACGCGUUGUUUUCAAGCAGCUGGAACUCUUCUGCGGUUUGCGUUUACUCAAUAGAAACGAUCGAGACUGUCUUUGAGAAUUCAUCUUUCAAGGGCUACAACAAAGAAGUUCCUCAUCCAAGACCGGGAACGUGUGUGCCGAACAGCAAGAGCCUGUCAUGGGAGACUGUGAAUGUAGUGAAGGAUUACCCUGAGAUGACCGACUGGGUGCACUCUGUGCAUUACCAAGCUCCUUUUUACACAAGUAACCACAACUACACCAAGAUAGCUGUUGACCGGGUGCAAGCAGCAGACCAGCACAUGUAUAACGUUUUGCUCCUUGCUACUGAUUCUGGGAAGAUUCAUAAAGUCCUAGAGGCUGGUUCAGAGCCUUUCAUUGUAUCGGAAACUCAACUCUCCAGCACUUCAGCUGUACAGGCAAUGAAAUUAGACUCUAAAAAGAAGAAGCUAGUCAUAGGUUUUUCUGAGAAGAUUUCCUCCGUGGACCUUCAGAAUUGUGACAAGUACGGCAGCUCAUGUGACGAAUGUGUCCUGGCCCGGGACCCCUACUGUGCCUGGACAACAUCUGGAUGCACCCAGACUGUCCCUGGGAGCAUUCAGAACAUCAUGAAUGGGGAAAGAAGUGUUUGCUCCACAUCAACAACAGGGGACAGGUUAAAGCGGCAGAUCUUCUUACAAACAGACUUGGAAAAAGUUCAUUCAGUACCCCAGGGUGUCCCGUUCUACCUGUCCUGUCCAAUAGACUCUUAUCACGCCGAGUACACCUGGGAGCACGAAGGCAGACAGAGUCCUUGUCUGCAGAUGCUUUCGAACUGUCUGCACCUCAUCCCGUCCAUGACGAAGGGAAACUACGGCAGCUAUGACUGCGUUUCCAGGGAGAAAGACUACACUAAAUUAGUUAAACGAUACCGGCUCAAAGAGCCAAUUCUUCCUCAAUACAAGGAAGAACCUAUGAGGAGCAGUGGUAAUUUUUUUAUGAACAAUGCAUCGGGUCUCACUCAGCACACAAUGUGGAUAUUACUGCAGAACAUAGUGCUUUGGGGGAUUUCAAGAUAGCUUUAGUAAGUUAGUAAAUUAUAUUAUGAUAAAUGACCCGCACUUGUAUAGCGCCUCUCAGAGUAAGGACUCCAAAGCGCUUUACACUACAGUGUAUCAUUCAUCCAUUCACACACACAUUCACACACUGAUGGUGAUGAGCUACAAUGCAGCCACAGCUAACCUGGGGCGCACUGACAGAGGCGAGGCUGCCGAGCACAGGCGCCACCGGUCCCUCCGACCACCACCAGCAGGCAACGUGGGUUAAGUGUCUUGCCCAAGGACACAACAGCAGAAUUCUCUGUCCGGAGCCGGGAUCAAACCUGCAACCUUCCGAUUACUGGACAACCCGCUCAACCUGUUGAGCUACUGCUGCCCCCUAUUACUUUUAUAAAUAUAUAUGUAUAUAUACACACAUAUAUAUAUAUACAUAUAUAUGUGUGUGUGUGUGUGUGUGUGUGUAUGUGUGUGUAUAACGGCACUCACCCUGCUACAUUUCACAACCGUCUGCAGCCAAGGCCAUUUCUGAGUAGCCAGAACAGAAGUCAGACAAAGAAAACAGAGCACACAUUGAGUGGUGUGACUGGUGUGAGCCAUGCCAGUGUGCUGAUGAACAGUCGCUGAAAGACUUCAGGAUCUCUUGGAGAAACAUUUCACUCUGGGAGUUUGGGAUUGUCUCCCAUUUACUAAAGUGAAAGACCAGGAAAUCGCAGGAACACCAUUAAAUGUGAUCUAAAAGCUUCCGUUCAGACAGCCACAAGUGGGAGGGGUUUUAGAUGUGGUGUUUGUGUCCUAGCUCCCACGUGUGGAUCAGGCCUGCGUUGGGACGCCCCCACGCACCAACCCAUCUGGUUAUCAGACGAUCUGGGUGGAAGAAGACUGGCUGCACUGUUGGUGUUCAGGGGAAGUGGGAAAGCAUGCAUGGUUAAAAACAUCCAACCAAAGCUGCAUAUGACUUUAUGGAUGAAGCUUUUGCAGCCAUCAGUUUGAACUUUUUUUAAAUGACUGGGGUAAAUAUAGCUUGUAAUAUUACUGUAUAGUAAACACUGUAUAAAGCAAUAACAUGUUUAAGUUAUUUAAAAACAUACAUAAUCUGCGAUCACUACAUAAAUGAUUGUGCUUAGAGCAGAAAUAGAAAGGACCAUCAUGUUUUUAUGUACACACCUGGUGGUUGGGUACAUGCAAGCUGCACUGCAUUGUGUCACUUUACAUUUUUGUAAUGACAGCAUUUUGAAUGUUAUAGGCAAAAUAUUUUAUUUUUUUUAUAAAACCCCCAAUCACUGAACUUCUAGAAGGAUGCUUUGGCCAACCAACUGACAGACGGGAAAUCCAGAGAGUGUAGAGGAUGGAACCAGAUGACUCGCUGAGGCAACGCCUGUCAGGAAAUACUGACAAGACAGUAGAUGUGUAUGAAACCAGGUGUGGCAUGGCUGUUUUCCAGCAGGAUUCCCAAGCUGUUGCUUCUUCUCUUAAGACAUGUACAUGAUGAUCUGUAAAGUUUACCAUGACAUGAGACCAGACCUAUCUUUUCCUAUGGUUUUGUGUUUUUGGGGUCAGACUCUGUUCAGCACACGCAUCACUUGGCUGUCUUCCCUCCCCUCAUUACCACAGCAGACACUCCACUUAAGUUUUGGAGACGAUGGUCUACUCAUCAGUACUUCCUUUUUUGUCAUCAGCACUUAAAGUCUUACUCAUGCACAUUUCACUUUUUGUUUCCAACACAUUAACAGAAGGAUCCAUAAUCAUUCUAAUGCAUCCCGCUCCCUGUGAGACAGCUGUUUUAAUUUCUCCUGUCAAUGGUCAUGCUUCAUGUUUGCUCCAACUUUUAAAACGUUGAGAUCUAACUUGGAGUAAAAAAAAAGAAAAAGAAAAAAUAAACACAAAGGGUGAGGCACCAAACAACUACUGAAUGACUGUGAUCCUUAUCCUGUCAGGAAGCAUCGUUUAAACAAUCCAACAAUGGAGCUAAAAACAGUUAAAAAUGAUGCAGGCUUAUUUGAGCAUGAUUCAUAAAGUUAAAAAAAAGGAACUAAAAUCAGGAAUUCAUUUCACAUCUAUGCACUGUUUUUAUUUGAUUAGGACCUUGUUAGCACAAGAUGUUUUUUGUUUUGUUUUCCCCAGUCAAAUGUGUUUUAAUCAGUGUGUGUACCACCUAAACCUUCAUUGGUUUAAUCUGGAUUGUAAAUGAGAACAACAGCUUCAAAACCACUCCACCAAUUUCUCAGUGAACCACCACAGACACAUUUUUCUCCUCCAAAGCCACAUAAGUAGAACAUUUGGGUGAUUUAAAAACCUAUUUUAUAUGUUGUUUGAAAAUAAUCUACACACAGAAGCAGCAAUAAAAUCCUUUGCCUGUUUGCCACGUUGCAGCUUCAGACAGAAACCACUGAGUGUGUUGUUGUCAGGCUACUUUAAUGAGGCUAAAGGGCUUAAGCUGGAGCUGACGCAGCACCUGAUCCAACAGCUCCUCAUCACCUGCCACAAAUCACCUGUAGGUCUCACAAGUGAGCGUAGACGCUGUAAUGAGGGUGUAGUAAUAACGUUGUGUAGGUCCACCCUAUAAUGUCAUGGUUUGUGUCAUUUAAAAGCCUGUGAGUAAUUCCCUGGAACACCCAUUGGUUAAAAAUCCACCCUGUUUGCUCAUGUUUGUGACAGAAAAACUAAAAGUGAACUCAGA
This is a messenger RNA of Nothobranchius furzeri (turquoise killifish), 4872 nucleotides long. It is a transcript of the gene sema7a, whose product is annotated as semaphorin 7A (JohnMiltonHagen blood group). The record is from RefSeq and is a predicted model, not a curated record. NCBI's taxonomy places the organism in Eukaryota, Metazoa, Chordata, Actinopteri, Cyprinodontiformes, Nothobranchiidae. Gene Ontology annotation, biological process: positive regulation of macrophage cytokine production; negative regulation of axon extension involved in axon guidance; integrin-mediated signaling pathway. Gene Ontology annotation, molecular function: chemorepellent activity; semaphorin receptor binding; integrin binding. Gene Ontology annotation, cellular component: external side of plasma membrane; plasma membrane.